Messenger RNA from Suillus clintonianus, 735 nucleotides. RefSeq lists its product as uncharacterized. Lineage: Eukaryota; Fungi; Basidiomycota; Agaricomycetes; Boletales; Suillaceae. Gene Ontology annotation, biological process: protein sumoylation; reciprocal meiotic recombination; homologous chromosome pairing at meiosis. The record is from RefSeq and is a predicted model, not a curated record. Gene Ontology annotation, cellular component: synaptonemal complex. The transcript has 6 exons. The coding region runs from base 1 to 735 and encodes 244 amino acids. Gene Ontology annotation, molecular function: SUMO transferase activity.
AUGUCCAACACCGGAAACGAGCAAGCAGGACAGGAAUCAGAAUUCGAUUUCUGGGAUUUUGUCAACUGCUCUGUAUGUCAUCUCCCGUUCACAUCAAGCGACCGCGGACCACCCGUUCCAUUUUGGAUCACAGAAUGCGGCCAUGUUCUUUGCAACAAUCAUCUCAAGCCGGAUCAGAGUUGUGCACAAUGCAACGCCCAGAACAUACAGCUGGUACCCCUACACCGAGAUCUGGAACCCCCAAUGUCAGACUGGUUUAGGCCUCUCCCUUAUUCACUGGACUCGAUAGCGAACGCUGUGAAAUUCCAACAAGACACAUUCGCUGGUCUCAUUCGUUAUUAUCGGCAAUCUUGUUCCCAUCUUAGCCAGACGUGCGAACGUAUUCGAGCGGAGAGAAAGGCCCUUCGAAAGUUCAACAGAGAAGUUGACAGUUUGCGGCGAGAGGUGGAGCGCCUACGCCGGUGUGCUCCUGGCUUCGACCCCGCUCAUGCUCAAGAACCCUCAUCUUUCUCCAAUGCGAAUGGCAAGCGUCCAAUGACUGAUGUCCGCGAGUAUAACCACGCAGCCAGUUUCAAGGCAAGCUCCAGCCCAAGGUCCAUCGUCACCCCAAUCGGACCAAAUAGAAUCACCAUGCCGCUUGGGGAACAACAAAAUUUCACGCGUCAAGAUCAUGGACGAAUUCCAAGCCAGACACGUCAACCGGAACGACCUGGCACGAGUCGUUUUGCGGAGUAA